Acanthocheilonema viteae is the source of this 1083-nucleotide messenger RNA. The record is from the annotation of a GenBank genome assembly. Lineage: Eukaryota; Metazoa; Nematoda; Chromadorea; Rhabditida; Onchocercidae.
AUGUCAUCAUCAUUUAUAACAGUUGAAAUAGUACGUGCUGGCCUUAGUUUAUUACCAUUUACUGCUAUUGGAUUCAUUAUCAUGUGCAUAUUUUCUACCGUAACAACAAUUAUCAGUUCUUUACUGGUUUCACAAUUUCAAUAUUGCAAGAUUGUGGUAGCGGUGGUAGCUUGCGUGUCACCACUUUUAGCGUGUAGUACAGCACUCGGUAUUCUGCUAUGGUGCGGUUUACGAUUUGGUUCCAUCUUGUGUGUCACACCAUUACUGGUAUUGGCCAUUGGUGUUGAUGAUGCAUUUUUGAUGAUAAACUACUGGCAACAACAGAUUUAUCAACAAAAAAUGAUAACAAAAGAACUGUUUAAAGACAACGAAAUGGAAAGACUAUGUGAAAGAAUGUGCAAUAUGCUACAAGAAGUUGGUCCUUCGGUUACAAUAACAACAUUAACGAAUGUGCUAGCAUUUUGUGUUGGAGCGCUUUCACCAAUACCCGAAAUUCAAGUUUUUUGCAUUGGAAGUGCUGCAGCCAUGAUCGUUGACUUUAUCUAUCAGAUAACACUAUUCGCUGCAAUAAUGGUAGUGGUAGGAGGUCGUGAACUGCAGCUUGAAAAGUCUAUGCAUGCAAUGGAACAUAAGAAACGUAGAAAUUUUGACGAUCUGAAUUCUUUACUCAAAAAUUUACUGAACAGAUAUUGCUCUAUUUUGUGUACCACAUCGUUCUCAGUGUUUGCCGUUGCCGGUCUGCUCUUGUUCUGGUCAAUAUCAAUAUACGGGGCUCUCACCAUUAGUGUUGAAUUGAAACCUGAGAAAUUGAUAAAGCAGGAUUCAGAUAUUGUGAAGGUAUUACAACUACGGGAUGAAUAUAUCAUGCCAUAUUAUGCUCCAGCACUUAUCUUCGUUGGUAGGCCAGGAAAUUUGAAUAAUUCUAAUAGUAUUCUCAUGUUGCAUAAGAUCGUUGAUGAUUUCGAAGCAUUACCAAGUUCAGUAGGACAAGCAGCAACAAAAUUUUGGCUAAGAGAUUAUGUUGAUUACAUCGAUGAUGCUGAUAUCACUGAUACAGAGCAAGUUUCAUUUGAUGGAUCAUGA